Molecule: messenger RNA, 2208 nt
Organism: Pogona vitticeps (central bearded dragon)
Lineage: Eukaryota; Metazoa; Chordata; Lepidosauria; Squamata; Agamidae
Gene: PABPN1L
Product: PABPN1 like, cytoplasmic
Biological process (GO): nuclear-transcribed mRNA catabolic process, deadenylation-dependent decay
Cellular component (GO): nucleus
Molecular function (GO): poly(A) binding
Source: RefSeq, a predicted model, not a curated record
GCUGAUGUGCCAAACGGUGCACCUGGGGGGAGGCGAAGGAAUCCCCUCCCUCUGGGUGGCUGCUGCCUUUUCCCAGCUGGCCCAGCAUCCUCCCAGCCUUUCCCAGGAGGCCGCAGGGCAGGAGUGGCUUUGCAAGCAGAGGGUACAGGUGUGUGCACGCGCACGCAACUGAGGAGCAAUGUUUGGACUUGGGGCAAGCCCCCACUUCCCAGAGGCCGGAUCCUGGUGGCAUGACCCUCCUCUGCCUUUGGGCAUGGCAGAUUCUCCCUGGAACGUAGCUGACCUAUCGGCAUGGCAGAAGCAUCUGGGGGACCAGAGGGAGCCGAGUCCUCUGGAGGGAGAGCCCGAGGAGGACCUUCGGCAUGUGGAUGAUCCUGAGCUGGAGGCCAUCAAGGCGAAGGUCCGAGAGAUGGAGAAAGAAGACGAGUGGCUGCAGGAACUGCAGGCAGAAGCGAGGAACCUCCUCCUGAGAUCAGACCCCGGAAGGAUCCCCGGUCUCCCUUUACCGGGCACAACUGAGGAAAAGCUGGAAGCUGACCAGCGCUCCAUCUACGUGGGGAAUGUGGAUUAUGGUGGCACGGCCGAAGAGCUAGAAUCCCACUUCAAUGGCUGUGGGCAGAUCCAUCGAGUGACCAUCCUUUGCGAUAAGUUCUCUGGCCAUCCCAAAGGGUACGCCUACAUUGAGUUUGCCGACAGGAGCUCCGUGAAGGCAGCCAUGGGGCUGGAUGAGACCAGGUUCAGAGGGCGCAUCAUCAAGGUGUUGCCAAAGAGGACCAACAUGCCUGGCAUCAGCUCCACCGACCGCGGCGGUCCCCGGGGUCACUUCCACGGUCAAGGCGCUCAGCCCCGCCGUGCUGGCUUUCGUGGGGGGCCACCUGCCAGGCCCCGUGGGAGGGUUUACAGGGGUCACGGCAGGCUGUCUCCCUGGUAUACGCCCUACUAGGCAGUAGAACAAGCCGACCCAAGAAACGAUCCAGGCCUGAAUGAGGAAGAGAAGACUAAAAUCCAAACCCACCCAAUGAGAAGUUGGUUCACCUUCACUGCCCCUUACAAAAUAUUCCUGCUUGCAAAUGUUGAACGGUUAGGCCGCUCCUGGAGGGAGAGAGAGAGAGCCUCUCGGCUCCAGCUUGUUUCCAGGGGAGGGCCACGGACAGCGUGCAUUGACCCCAGAAUCUGGCUGGACUGGUUUAAGGCUGCCAAACUGACUCUUCUGAGCUGUGUUUUGGAGCUGUUCUUAAAUCACUGGAGGAACAUCAGAACCCUUCUGGCCCCUGGCUUUCCUGUCGCUCUCCACAGCCCACCCGGUGAAGCCUUCUGUACCACACGGUGGACUCCAGCGGUUGAUCAUUGUAGCUCAACCAAUCCAGGAUUUGGUUCUGCCUGUGGCUUGGAGGAAGCAGCCAAGGCAGGUGCUGGCGGAAGUGUUUCGGCGCGUCAACAUUUAAACCUGCACAUGGAUUUACCUCCUUCAGAUGAUGCCUGAUCCGGCUUUUAAACAGGGAGACAAACAAGGGCCUGCUGCAAACAUAUUUUUUUUUGCUCCCAAACAUUUCUUUUCACUCCUCCCCAUCCUUGCCCCAUUGAGAUAAAAGUCUACAUGUCACAAAUUAGAAACCUGGUUGCGGGCCAGUGCCUCUGCUUCCUCUUAAAGAAACACGAUUGCUAAUUAAUGCCAGUUGAAGUGUGUCAUGCCGAGGUGCCUCUCAGCCCUUCGCCCACCCUUGGGCGCUUUGGGCAUCGCCUCCAGUCCCUAAUGAUUUCAUCUUGUGAUGCAGAAUUACUUCUUUUGUUAUGUGAGAUGGUAAAUGAAGGCCAUGUUUGCUAAAAAAUUCAGGUAACACUAGGCAGAGGUUGUACCUCUGUGCCUACUUCCUUGUAACCUUGACGUCUCUAACCGAAGCCUUUUAAAAUCCCAUUCCCUCCCUGACUUGGGAAAGGGCCAUGCAGGCCAGAUAGCUAGAGAGAUUUCCUAGGUGGUGAUAAGCCAGCUGAGAAGAAACUGGAAAGAAAACCAUCAAGGAGGAAUAGUUCGCUCUGUUUUCUCCUGGCAGGUUUUGCUUUCUUUCCUCCCAUCCCCCUUCCGUCCUCUUUUUAAACUAACUUUAAAGAAAGUAGUUCAUGUCAACAAAUGUGACCACGUUUUUAUCAUGGUGCUUAUUGGCUACAUCUCUGAUCACAGUAUGUGGUUCCCCACCACCACCACCACCA